CACCAAUCAUGCAGACAGGUCAAACAGGGGCAGGGACAGGAGAUCUUAAAACCCUUGCUCCUGCCUAUAACACCCUCUCCUCCCGACUCAGCCCGCCCGAUCUUCCGCGCAUCAAGAAACGUUCCAAUGCUUGUGAAGCCUGUAAGAAACGGAAGACUAAAUGUCAAGGCACCCAGCCAUGCGAGAAAUGCAUCCAAGCCGAAUCACAAUGUGUCUUUGCCGAAGAGCUCGACCGCCGGAAGAAACUGGCUCUGAGGCAGGCUGAGCAAGAACUGCGCACAGCUUAUGAGCUUCUGGGCCAGAUGGUCGUGGCCUCGGAUAAUAAAGAUAGCGCUGAACUCGACCGGCUCUCCACCAUGAUCAAAGGGGGCUUCCUGCGCACUCAAGGUCCGUCCUCGGUGGAACAGAAGGAUCUUUCCGACGUAUCCACAUCGCAUUCCACCACAGCUUCCUCGUCGGCGGCCUCUCUUCACGAUUUCGCGACCUUGAAUGAAGACAUCAACCGGGACGAGCGCAGUAGGGCGACCGGCUACAUCGGCAGGGGCUCGGAGAUUGCCUGGAUGCAGAAGCUCAGUGAGGAGUUGAACAAACUUAGCUUCUCGUCCGAGAGCCCACAGCCACAGCAGGAGACCAUUUUCGAAGAUGAUAUGACUUCGCUUAGUUAUCAUCUCGACCACUUCAGUUUUCCGAAUCUCUCUCCUGGGGAUCCGCAAGCUCUCCCAACCCGAGCAUGCAGCGACCAACUCAUCAGCAUCUACCUUGCGAGAGUCGACCCAUCGUUCCCACUGCUCAACAGGACCCUCUUUUUAUCACAGUGCCAACAUGCGUUCACCAAGUCGGAGCCCCCGCGUCGAAAGUGGCUUAUAAUCCUGAAUUUGAUCUAUGCUAUCGGCGCCAAGUAUAUGCAGCUAUCCGAGAAGAACUGGACCGAUGCCAUCGAUGAUCGUACUUUUCUGUCCCGAGCCAUAGCUCUCAAUGCCGACUCAAGCCUGCUUGGGGAGCAUGCGGAUCUCCAGCAAGUCCAGAUCUGGGUGCUUUAUUCCAUCUACCUUCUGGCUUCCGCUCAGGUGAACAGGUCGUGGCAUAUGGCUGGACGUGCUGUCCGCUGUGCAAUAGCAUUGGGGCUCAACCUCCGUGGGGUCGGUCUCAAUGUAGACGCUACAUCGAGGGAGUCCCGUACUCGUCUUUGGUGGUCACUGUUCGUCCUGGAGCAACUCCUCUCCGUGAUGACAGGCCGUACCUCAUGCAUUGAAUGGCGGUCCUUUAGUAUCCCGGCUCCCAUCCCCUUCGACGAAGCACAGUUCCAUUGCCCUCAAGCCGCAGAAUUUAUUUCCGAUCCUGCUUUGCGGGAGCGAACGUUUGUCUUUACCGGUAACACCCCCAAAUUCCAGAUUGACGCAAGAAACCAGGCGCUCCAAGCUGUCGAACCUAAUCGUUCUCUCUAUUUCUUCUACUUGGCCGACCUCGCUGUAAUCAGCCAUGCCGCCGUCAAGGCGGUCUAUGGUCUCCAGUCCUUCGGCUUGCCGAAAUGUGCCAGUGACAAAAUCACCCAUUUCCAACAAAUGUUGAGAGACUGGCUGUCUAGCCUUCAGCCUUGCUUCCAGUUCUGUGACAGCAACGGUCGGUUGAAAAUGACGACGCCGUGCCCAGAACGGAUCGCUCUGGCUCUGGCCUUCUACAGCUCUCAGAUCAUCCUGAACCGACCUUGCCUCACCCGUCCUGAUAUGAAGGAAGGCACUCGGACCAGGUACCCGCGCUCUCCAUUUGCCGACGCCACGGCCCUGAUCUGCCUCCAAUCUGCAAUCGAUUUGACUGCCAUCCUCCCCGAUCUCCCUAACAUGGACUGGCUGUGCGAGAUGACACCCUGGUGGGCCGUCCUGCACUAUAUCAUGCAAGCCCUCAUCAUCCUGCUGCUCCAGCUAGCCGUGGGCCCCGUGGACGUGCAGCGGGGGACUAUGACUGAGGAAGGUCAAGGAUCCGUUGGCACGGCCGAGGAGCCCGGGGUGAUCCUCGAGCGGGCGAAGAAAUGCCUGCGCUGGCUCCACGCGAUCGCCAGCCGGAGCCCCAGCUCCCGCCGGGCGUUCAUCAGCUGCGAGCGCCUCCUGCACCGCAUCGCCGCCAUCCACGGCUUCGAUCUGGAGGGUAUCCCCCAGACAUCCACCUUGGCCGACCGCACCGCCAACGGCGGUCUUCAGCACUAUUACGCCCCGCACGGCAGCGCGCAGCAUUCGGAGUCGGCCUAUUCGGACCCCCUGCGGGAGGCGCAGUGGUGGGGCGCGGACUUCACCUACUCGGAGCCGGACGUCGAGGAGCAGGCGAUUCGGCCGUUCAGUUUGGAUCCCACGUUGCUGGAGUUUUUGGAGAAUGCGAUGGAAUGA
Molecule: messenger RNA, 2378 nt
Organism: Aspergillus uvarum CBS 121591
Lineage: Eukaryota; Fungi; Ascomycota; Eurotiomycetes; Eurotiales; Aspergillaceae
Exons: 3
Coding region: 9-2378 (789 amino acids)
Biological process (GO): regulation of DNA-templated transcription; DNA-templated transcription
Molecular function (GO): zinc ion binding; DNA-binding transcription factor activity, RNA polymerase II-specific; DNA binding
Source: RefSeq, a predicted model, not a curated record